Molecule: messenger RNA, 3139 nt
Organism: Lepisosteus oculatus (spotted gar)
Lineage: Eukaryota; Metazoa; Chordata; Actinopteri; Semionotiformes; Lepisosteidae
Gene: lhfpl4a
Product: LHFPL tetraspan subfamily member 4a
Biological process (GO): gamma-aminobutyric acid receptor clustering; sensory perception of sound
Cellular component (GO): plasma membrane; postsynaptic membrane; inhibitory synapse
Molecular function (GO): GABA receptor binding
Source: RefSeq, a predicted model, not a curated record
GAAUUGGAAUGUUAGGUGGUGAAGCUGUAUUGUUAAUGGUGUGAAGUACUAAGUGAUUCAUAAAAUCAGAACAUAGUGUUCAGACCAAGUACCUAGUAGUAUAGCACGGAAAUAGUACAUAAAUACGUAAGAAAAAUGACUACAUUUGAUCAACUUCAAAAACAGGUAUGGCAUAACAAAAAAGACAGUGCCUUUUCUUGAAAAAAAUGCAAGGUUUUCCGUGGAAGCAUUUGUAAUGCAAAUUUCUGCAAUGUAAGUGAACGCGCCGUCAACAUCCCUCAACAUCGUCGUGCCCGCGCAGAAAAAGACAGAGAAGCAGAAAUCACAAUCAUGGAGUCCCAGCAGCAGGCAACAUCAGUCCGGGAACGUCCACAUCUGCAAUUCUUUUAGAACCGAAAUCCAUCGGAUCGCGGAUAUCUGCGCGUGGGUUCAUACGGAUGUUUCUAUUUUGGGUUAGAUGCCCGAUUGUUACAGGAAGAUUCGUUUUCAAAAACCACACGAAACAGCCUCCGUCUAUCCUGGCUUUCAUUCGGAUGGGAGGCACAAAUACUGUUCAUAGAUGCAAUGAACUAAAAUAACGUUGGUGUUUGAUUAAACAUGUGUCAUUGCAUUGCGAGUUAGCAUUGCUUUUUAUUUUAAUCGCAUAGGAUUCAACUUAUCGCUUAAACAUCGUGCGUGUGUUAUUUUUUUUUUUUACAUGCGACCACAUCAAAGGAACCGUGGAUCUAAUUAUUUGGACUAAACAGCAUAGUAAAACUGACCUUCAAAUAAUUAAAUAGACUGCUGUUUUUUUUUGGUGUUUUUUUUUUUGUUUUACCUCUACAUCCCAGCUUUAGCGACACAAGAAGACGGGGGGAAAGGAAAGAUGCUGCCUUCACAAGAAGCCUCCAAGAUUUACCAUGACAACUACAUGCGGAACUCCAGGGCCAUUGGGGUGCUAUGGGCAAUCUUUACCAUAUGCUUUGCCAUCAUAAAUGUGGUCGUUUUUAUCCAGCCCUACUGGAUCGGGGACAGUGUCAACACCCCGCAGGCAGGCUACUUCGGGUUGUUUCACUACUGUGUGGGCAACGGCGUCUCGAACCGGGAGCUCACCUGCCAGGGUACCUUUGCAGAUUUUAGCUCGAUUCCCUCCAGCGCAUUCAAAGCAGCCUCGUUCUUCGUGCUGCUGUCCAUGGUGCUAAUUCUGGGCUGCAUCGCCUGCUUCGCGCUCUUCUUCUUCUGCAACACGGCUACAGUCUACAAGACGUGUGCGUGGAUGCAGCUGCUGUGUGCUGUCUGCCUAGUCUUGGGCUGUAUGAUUUUCCCUGAUGGUUGGGACUCGGAGGUGGUGAGGGACAUGUGUGGGGAAGAGACUGGCAAAUACACCCUGGGAAACUGCUCUGUGCGCUGGGCAUAUAUCCUGGCGAUCAUCGGCAUUCUGGAUGCCCUCAUCCUCUCCUUCCUCGCUUUUGUUUUGGGCAACAGGCAAAAUGACCUGUUGCAGGAGGAGCUGAAGGCUGACAACAAAGAUUUGGCAGUUUCACGGAUUGAGGUCCAGGACUGCAGAGACACACGGUUUGGAGUGCAUCGGUUUCACUGAACAGGUCCCUCUUCAUCUCUUCUUCCACCAUUCAUCUCUGCGCUUUUUUCCCCUCGUCUCGUCUCUUCAGGAUUAAAACAUCGAACCUCAGCUUGGAUUCCAUGCUUUAUGCAGUUUGUAUAAUAGAACUGGAAUGAAAAAAAAAAAGAAACAAAAUAUCAUGUGUUGGAACAUCCACUUCAGCUUUACAAAAUCAACACCUCUGGGAAAAAAUGCUUCCUUGCAACAGCAGUGCUCUCUGAUAUUUAUUUAUUUUUCAGAUUUAAUUUCCAGCUUCAAACUGAACCUUAUUAGUCGUGUAACUAUGAUGUUCACACAAAGCAAAAGACACUUCACGGGCACUCAGGUGCUACUUGGAAGAAAAAAAAUAUUUUGUACAGCACAGUGUAGUUUAUGAGACUCUGUUCUUUUAUUAAGACAGAUAUUAAAGUUUCCUAUUUGUACUUGUAAAUCGAUUUGCUUUCAGAUUUACUGAAGAAAACAAAAGUUGUUGUAAAUCUUCUCAAGAAACAGGGUAAGAACUGAAAACUCUAAAUGCCCCCUCCUCCUGCCCCUUGGCAAUUUACCAGUGUGGUGAGGCCAAGUGAUCCAGACCAGGCUUUUCAAGUGUUUUUUGUUUUUUUAUUAUUAUUUCAAGUCAAGACGUCAUUGACCUUUUUAUAGAACGUGUGCUCCAGAAUUCUCAGGAGGCAGUUAAUAUAUUAGAACUAUAUUAACCAGCUUAGGUUCUGCUUAAUUACAAUUACAUCAGUUCAGGGUAUUUACCUGAAUAACAGGAUCUAACAACUCAGCUUACCUAUUGUUUUUUUUUGGGGGGGGAGGAUGGAGAUGAUGGCUUAAGCCUUUUAACAAUAAAGGCUCUUUUUAUACAUGUAUUCUACCAUUUGGCAGAAAAGCCCUGCAUGCUGCAAAUAGUUUUUACAAGAGAGAUCUGAUCUUGCAGACAGAGCACUAAGCCUAUGCCUGUCCUGAGAGUAAUAAUGUCUAAGUGCUGCUCGCGCUGGAUGUCACUUGUCAUUUAUGUAGACGCACUGGCUGUUAACAUUGUCAGUGAUAGUGCAUUUUCAAAACUUCUCCCCUAUGCAUUCAUUGAAAUUACUGAGCAGUUUAGCUUCCAUUGGGCUUAGCAUCCUCCUAAAAAAAUAAGAGGUAUUGUUUUAAAUAUUGCAAAGACAGCCUGUUCUCAAUGAGCUUUAUGUAUAUCUCUGACCCACACUGUAUAUUUGUGCAGUCAAUAAUCUUUUCACCAAAUUUCAGACAUCAUUUGCAUUAUAACAUGUUACAUGGAGCACCAAAUUAAUUUUUAAGGUGCAUCCUGGAAACAUUUUGUCUUGAAGUCUAUACAUUCAAAAAUAUGUUAAAUAAAUAAAGCCAGAAUCUUCUAAACCUUCUAACAAGGUUUCUUGUACUAUUCAAAUUUCCUGCUCAUAGGUAUCUCUGAUAUGCCUCUUAGUUAGCAGUUGCAUACAAAACAGACCUAUUGACUCAGUUCAAGUAGGUAGCUGCAUCAGCAUGCGUAGGCUUCAAAGGAAGAGGUAAAAGUUUAUUCCAUGCUGAUAA